GAGCCGGCGGCGUGUCGGCAGCCCGGCAGCGAGCGGGAGAGCACUCAACCGUAGUAAGGAGGCGAUGCAGGAUACUCAGAACAAGACUCUGUUGAACCUGAAGAUAUGCCUUUGGAAAGCACUGAAAUGACACAGGAUCAGCUGCUGAACUAUCAGUUGAUGUUUCCCAUAGGCCAGGACAAAUCCAUCCCCUGGAAUGCCAUCACAGCAUAUGAAAACAUGAAAGCAAAGAGAAUAUCUGAACUCAAGAAAUGGAAAGAGCAGGGACCUUGUCAGAAGGAGCUCUACAGAGCCCUGUAUAAAUUGGCAAAGGCUCAGCAGAGAAGCGGAGGGGAGAUUCACAAAUUCUACUUGCCCAACUGCAACAAGAAUGGAUUUUACCACAGCAAACAGUGUGAAACUUCGCUGGAUGGAGAGUCUGCUGGAUGCUGGUGUGUCUAUCCAAAUAAUGGAAGAAGAAUUUCUGGAUCUCCAGAAAUGAAAGGAGACCCCGAAUGCCAACAGUAUCUCAAUUCACAAGAAUAAAACUGAACACAUUCAUUCACACCAAAUUUUCUGUGGGGCCUAGGCUAGUCAGGAGCCAUUUCAGUCAGAAGCCAUUUCAGUAAGGUAGUUUUGUGCACCUAAUUUUUAGCAUAUGAGUAAUCCCAUAAAGUAGCUUUUUUACUGCAGUGGAAUUACUCAGAUCCUCGAGUGACAGAUACGAGCAUCUGCAAGAUCAAGUCCUACAACCUUGUAUAUUUUGUUUGUAUAUUAUAGAUACCUUCAUAUGUAAAGCUGUUGAAUUAUUUAUUUCACAGUACAUGUAUUUUUGUCUGUGUGUGUUCUUACUAAUUUAUAUCCUCAGACACUUCAUAACUUUUUAUGUAUAUACUUAAUACUUUAUAUGUAUAUACUUAAUAUUAUUGCCCUCAAAAUAUAUGCAUCUUAUGUUGGAGGAAUGUUGCUACUUAAAACUCUAUUGGGAAAAAUGGCUUGUAUACUUGCAUUUUUGUACUAUGUAUUUAUAGAUGUAAAAUUGAAUUUUAAAAAAUAGCUUUCGGUAGAGAACAUGCUUAGAAACUUAUUUAAAACCUGUUUUGUUUAUGUAUCAUGUUGCUUUUGCAACUCCGUUUCAGUGUCAAGCUGUUUCUUAAAAAAGAAAGUCUAAACCUUGAUUAUAUACUGAAGCUCCUGAUGGGACAGUAUUUGUUUCUAUUUUCCAAACAUAUGCACUGGAUAAAUAGCAAAACACAACAGGAUAUUCUAUGCCACCUUUGACAGGUGUAAGUUGUUCACAUGUUGACAUUGUCCUGUUAUUUAAGAUGAGCUAUUAAAUAAUGUCUUCUACACUGUC
Molecule: messenger RNA, 1336 nt
Organism: Athene cunicularia (burrowing owl)
Lineage: Eukaryota; Metazoa; Chordata; Aves; Strigiformes; Strigidae
Gene: IGFBP1
Product: insulin like growth factor binding protein 1
Exons: 4
Coding region: 106-525 (139 amino acids)
Biological process (GO): regulation of insulin-like growth factor receptor signaling pathway
Cellular component (GO): extracellular region
Molecular function (GO): insulin-like growth factor I binding; insulin-like growth factor II binding
Source: RefSeq, a predicted model, not a curated record